This is a messenger RNA of Drepanopeziza brunnea f. sp. 'multigermtubi' MB_m1, 660 nucleotides long. RefSeq lists its product as uncharacterized. Gene Ontology annotation, molecular function: phosphatidylinositol binding. Lineage: Eukaryota; Fungi; Ascomycota; Leotiomycetes; Helotiales; Drepanopezizaceae. Gene Ontology annotation, cellular component: ruffle membrane. Gene Ontology annotation, biological process: regulation of ruffle assembly. The record is from RefSeq and is a predicted model, not a curated record.
AUGGGUCGUUCCGUUCAAGCCGUCCAGAAGGAGUGUGACAAGGCAGCUCAAAUCCUCAAUAGUUUCGUCAGCAAGGAGAAGAUCCCGAAGGUGGUCAUGUCGAACGCGAAAGGCGUCGCCAUCUUCUCCUCCGUCCGUGCCGGCUUCGGGCUCUCCGGCUCCGUCGGCUCUGGCGUCGUCCUGGCCCGCCUCCCGGACGGAUCGUGGUCGCCGCCGUCGGCAUUCAGCGUGCGGUCGGGCGGCGUGGGAUUCGUGGCGGGCAUCGACAUGUACGAGUGCGUGUGCGUCCUCAACACCGAGGACGCGGUGAAGCUCUUCUCCGGCAACGAGUUGAAGCUCGGCGGCGAGAUUGCCCUCUCGGUGGGGCCCAUUGGAGGAACUGCUGACAUGAAGCCGGUAUGGACGUAUACCAAGUCGAACGGUCUCUACGGCUCGGUCGCGCUGGAUGGAACGAGCAUCAAGCAGAAGACUGAGGACAACGAUGUUUUCUACGGCGCGAGACCGACGACGGCGCAGAUCCUGAAGGGGGAUGUCCAGCGUCAGGUGGGAGAUCACUUGUGGCCUGCGGGCGCGGAUCAGCUGAUGGGGGUCCUGAGGCUGGCAGAGGGUAAAAGCGCAACCUCGACCGCGAGUGCUGAGCCAGCACCAGCAGCCGAAUAG